UCCACUUAUUUUGUUUUCCCCCCCAGCUAAAACCUUUUUUUUUAUUAAAUAAGAUCCCCAUCUUUUUGACCUCCGUAGAGGUUUGACCUGCAGUAAUUACGUGUAACCUAUCUCCAGAGAUGUUUUCGCUGGUCGCUCUCUGUUUGCUCCUGGGUAUCAACCGGGUCAGAUUUAUUGUAGCAACGGGUCCUAGCAACGGGUCGGGCCCAUGGAGACAGAGACUGUGUGAAAGUAUGCAAGACGGGUAAUUGUAUACAAAGUGGAGGGGUUAAAAACGCGACACAUUUCUCAUCCGUCCGCUUUUUGACCUGCCAAAGAUGGGAUGUUCAAGCUCCACUAGCGUCGAGGUUCACCCGCUGGCGGAACCGAGCCGGGACGAGGAUGAAGCAGGAUCUAAAUCCAGCGGACGUGGCGACUCAGCCAGGUCAAAGGGCACAACGGACAGCGGGGUCAUGAUGGAAAACAGAGACCAUCUGGUGUUACCUGGAGGAUUACCAAACAAAAUCCCUCCUCUACCGUCGGAGAGCCUCAGGGAAUGUGUUGCUCCAAAUGAUGCUGAGCCGGACUUGCUGCAGGGUGGCACAACAGUACAGGGGCGUCCCAAGUCCAUGGAGAUACUGGAAGAGCUGUGGAAUCAGGGCAUCAUCCCAGUGGGACAAAUACGGGAGAAAGACAGUGGAGCUGCCUACUGCAUCAUGGACGAAUCCAAACGUGUCACUAGAAGACUUCCUGCCAGGUUGGAGUCACUGAAGGCCAAAAAGGUUCAAAGCCACAGCAGAGAAGAGUUUGAUGAAAAAAUGAGGCUGGUUGAGAAGAGACGCAAGAUGAAGCAAGAAGAAAUGAAAACCCGUUUAAGGACAAACACGUCGCAAGGUCGACGAACGGCUCCCGUCUCCAGCGCCGGGGAGGAAACAGACUCGACCUUGAGUCCUGUGGAGUCGCUACAGCUCCCGGCAGCCAGCGCAGCGUCUCCAGCUCCUGCGCUCCACGGCCAGGCCCCACGCAAAGCAGCCGUGGGAGGAGAGUGGGUCAGAGGGGCUGAAGGAGACAGCAGGGAGUGGCCGGAGGGGAAGCACCAGGGGGGGAAAACGAGGGACGGAAGUGAGGAGGUGGGAGAGGAGGGAGAUCACCUGGAGGGAGGCGGGAUGGAGGAAGAGGAGGUGACUCAGGUGGAGGAGCUGAGGGCAGGCGAGCUCCUCGAUUCUUUAGAGGAACUGGAGAGUGACUCCAGCUUUCAACGUGCAGAGGACAAGGACGAAAUGUUUUAGUUUAUCACAUAACGGAGCCUCUAAUCAGCGCCUCACAGGAGAGGGGAGGAGAGGAGAGGAAGGCAGCCAAAGGAUUUCAUUUUGCACAUUCACAGAAGAUGUUGUUGGCCACUUGGAUCUUAUUAAACAAAUGUAAAAGGGCAAA
Molecule: messenger RNA, 1413 nt
Organism: Poecilia latipinna (sailfin molly)
Lineage: Eukaryota; Metazoa; Chordata; Actinopteri; Cyprinodontiformes; Poeciliidae
Gene: stmnd1
Product: stathmin domain containing 1
Exons: 5
Coding region: 318-1268 (316 amino acids)
Source: RefSeq, a predicted model, not a curated record